AUGGCUCUAAGGACGCCUCUGCUUGCGAAUCAGGAUAUCCUUCUCGUCUUGAUAUUUCUCAUCAUCCGCUCAUUUGUGGUCGCUUGGAACGAAGGGCGCGAUUCGAACCAUAUCCGAUACACUCGAUUACCUAAAGACCCCUACUCCGUUAUUGUCGGCCCCCAGUACCAUGCCCUCCAUCACAUAGACCCUCAAGGUUAUUUUGGAUCAAUGGUUCGCCUGGUAGAUUGGUUGUUUGGCACAGCUACAACAUUGCGAGGCCGACGUAUCGCCAUGACAGGAGCACGUGGAGCGCUUGGACAGGCCUUAUUGAAAGAACUCAGUCAGGAAAAAGGCACGUCGAUCCAGACGUUACAGUUCGGACGUGACUGGAAUUACAACGAUUACUGCGGACUGGGAGAGAAACUUCGAAACACCGACAUCCUCGUUCUUGCUCAUGGGUCAAAGCAGGCUGACGACGCGUUCAAUGCCAACUGUGAAAGCGCCAUUGCUAUCAUUGACACUUUCAUGCACGUCCGCGAGCAACCGAGAUCUCUUUUACUCCCGGAGAUAUGGUAUAUCGGCAGCGAGGCAGAGCUUCACGGCGCAUGGACGGAUGAUAUGCGCCAUUACACCGACUCGAAGCGUGCUUUCGUUCCAUUUGCUCGAGCUUAUUACGACGACGAAAACUUCAUAUACCGGCACAUUGUUCCGGCGGCGUUCUCAUCCGGAAUGGGCCAGGCGCUCGUCAGCUCGCGGUGGGCAGCUAAACUAUCCUUGUGGUGGAUUCGGCGUGGAGCGAGAUAUGUACCUGUUACGUAUACUGGGAUGGCGCUUCUGAACUUUUUCCGUUUCCAGUACUGGGUGAAGCCCAAACAAGCUGUCGGCGGUGCAUAG
Fusarium falciforme is the source of this 876-nucleotide messenger RNA. RefSeq lists its product as hypothetical. The transcript has a single exon. The coding region runs from base 1 to 876 and encodes 291 amino acids. Lineage: Eukaryota; Fungi; Ascomycota; Sordariomycetes; Hypocreales; Nectriaceae. The record is from RefSeq and is a predicted model, not a curated record.